Messenger RNA from Mercurialis annua (annual mercury), 2061 nucleotides. RefSeq lists its product as uncharacterized. The record is from RefSeq and is a predicted model, not a curated record. NCBI's taxonomy places the organism in Eukaryota, Viridiplantae, Streptophyta, Magnoliopsida, Malpighiales, Euphorbiaceae. The coding region runs from base 65 to 1243 and encodes 392 amino acids. Gene Ontology annotation, cellular component: chloroplast. Gene Ontology annotation, molecular function: double-stranded DNA binding. Gene Ontology annotation, biological process: chloroplast organization; regulation of DNA-templated transcription. The transcript has 2 exons.
CUUUCUGGUAUUUACACUUCUUAAUUUUGUAAAUUGAUUCAUUGAAAGUUGUUCAUAUAUCAUCAUGUUUGGUAUUUCCUGUCCAAGAUUCGGUACAAAUAACUCUAAUUUUCUGCUGGCUAUUCUUCGUUUUGCAUCUGCCAGACACUUCACAUCUGAAAAUUUAAUUCACAAAAAACAGUCAUUCACAGUUUCAUAUCUCAUAAAUUCAUGCGGGUUAGCUCCAAAAGUUGCUCAAUCCAUCUCUAAGUGGUUUCAAUUAACCACACCUGACAAUCCAGAUUCUGUUAUUUUGUUCUUUAAAGAUCAAGGAUUCACUGCUUCUCAAAUCUCCAAAAUUGUUAGGAUAAGGCCCCGAGUUCUACGAGCCAAACCCAAUAGCUCAAUUCUGCCAAAGCUCGAGUUUUUACGCUCUGUAGGAGCUUCAAGCUCGGACCUUUCGGCAAUUGUCUCUAGGAACCCGGAUAUAUUGGUUCGCCAUCUUGUUCGACAUCUCAUUCCAUUUUAUGACAUCCUCAAAAGGGUACUUGUUACUGAUGAGAAAGUGAUUAGGACUUUGAAACGGUCGUCCAUGUAUUUUCCGUCUAUGAAGGACAUUUUUAAUGUUAAUUUAUCAUUGUUGACUCAGAUUGGUAUGCCUCAAUCUGGUAUCGCUGAGCUAGUUCUUAAGUUUCCGUUAGCUAUGUGCCUAAAUGAUGUCAAGUUUGCCGAUAAGGUUAAGAAGAUAAUCGAAAAAGGAUUUGACCCGACAAAGCGUUCAUUUGUUAUGGCAUUGGGUGUUUUUCUUCAAUUUUCUGAUACAACGUGGGAACGCAAAAUAGAGUUUUAUAAAAUGUGUGGUUGGUCUGAAGAUGAGAUUUUAUCGAUUUUAAGAAAGAACCCAUUGUCUUUGGCUAUGUCGCAAAAGAGUGUAACGAGUAAAAUGGAUUUUCUUGUGGGCAAGAUGGGUUGGAAGCCUGCUGAUGUUGCUAAGCUUCCAGUUGUUCUUUGUUGUAGUUUGGAGAACAGGAUUAUGCCUAGAUGUUUAAUUGCCAGAAUUUUGCUUUUAAAGGGUUUGAUCAAGACAAACGUCCCUUUAUCUUCAUUAAUCGUUUCUUCUGAUGAGCGAUUCAUGAAAACGUUUGUUUUGAAGUAUAAGGAAGAGGUGCCUCAAUUGUUGGAUUUCUUUCAGGGGAAAGUCAGUUUUGAAGAACUAGGAUUUGGCUUUGAUGAGAAUUCUAGUUCUUCUAUACGUAUUGUAUAAAACUAUGCAUUUCAGUGUUAGUCUAUUGAAUGCUGAAAGCUUGAUAGAUUUGUGAUGAAGGUCGUCGUAGGAGAACGAUAUAUAUGAAGUGAUGCAUUUAUGUGUCUACACAAAACAAUGGUUUCUUUAAAGCUUCAUAAUUCGUUUAUUUGUCUGCAUCAGCUUUGUGUAAUGCUACCACCAGUUUUCUUCCCUCCGUUGGAGCUGAAAUGAAGAUUAAUUUGAUAAGCGGCGUAAAUUGACAGGGCAAGUUGCAUUUGUAACUAGCUGCUAACAAUUUAUGCUUAGUUGGAACUUUGGCUAAAAUUAUUGGGGGAAAAGUUACAGACUCAAAGCUACGAGACUGUUACUGAAUAUGCAUAAGUGAUGCACGACACUGAGAGUUCGACUUUGUCCCAAGUAGAAAAUCCGAGUAGGGAAGCCCCCAGGGACUUUAAGAGGGAAGUAUAGUAUCAUAUACCCUUUGAGAAUGGGUACUCGAACUAUAAAGCUUGUCCGCCCUAAACGAUCGGCAAAUAAGAGAAGGAGAAAGGACGACGAGAAACUUUCAUCCUAUGAGUGCUAUGUAUGAGAUGAUUAUGAAUUCAGAUGAAAGUUUGCAUUUCAUCUUUGAUAGGCGAGAAACGAAGCACUUAAUAAUUUUUUUAAUUAUUAAUUAUGUGUUCUUUCUCAAAUUUGUAGCUAAAAACUUUAAGAAUUGACUUAAUUGCUGUUGAGAGCCAAGAAAUUUUGGUUUGUAGUUUAAAAAAAUGUACCAUUCCAUGUCAAAAAAUAUUGUUUUGUUUUGUUAAUUCUAAAAGCUUUUAUUUAAUGCUAAA